Molecule: messenger RNA, 2740 nt
Organism: Trichoplusia ni (cabbage looper)
Lineage: Eukaryota; Metazoa; Arthropoda; Insecta; Lepidoptera; Noctuidae
Product: organic cation transporter protein-like
Exons: 6
Coding region: 532-2154 (540 amino acids)
Biological process (GO): transmembrane transport
Cellular component (GO): membrane
Molecular function (GO): transmembrane transporter activity
Source: RefSeq, a predicted model, not a curated record
UUAUGAGUAUCUAACACCAAAAUAAAUUGACCUACAGCAUAACAUUAUCUAAUUCACACAAUCAUAAAAAUAACUAAUCGUCUAUUUAUACCACUAUAAUUAUACCACGCCAGAAUUAAAAUUCUAUACACACUACUUAUCUAAACCGACAAAAUAUGUCUAUCUCGCUCACUCUCAUACCAAACACGCAACGAAUACAUUUUGUCUUUAUCACACAAUCACAACAAUAUAUCUCCGUGCUCUACACAGUUUAGCCGGUUUUCUUGUUUAUUUUUAUUCAAACGCACACAAGUUAAAACAUCUGCCGGGACCGCUCGCGUGUUAAAAACACAAACUGUUCAACAUUUGUUGCUAUGUACACGUAAAGACUUUGUACGCAUGCGUGCGUACUGUCAAAUAUUUUCGCCAAAUCGUACGAUUUCGACCCGGCCGGUGAACGAAAACAAAUUUUACGAAAUAAAAUAUAUUUUUUUGUAAAUAAGUGAUAUUUAAAGUGAUUUUGAAGAGGCUGAUUUAAAUAUUGUUGUGAAAAUGUCUAAGGAUCACACGUUAGUCGGGCUAGAUGCUAUUCUUAACGAACUGGGGCCUUUCGGAAAGUACAACAUUAUUAAUUUUGCUCUGUAUUUAUUCCCGUGCUUUUUAGCGGGAAUGUAUGGAUCUGUUUUUAUAUUUGAAGCAUCUGACAUCGGUUACAGAUGUCAAGUUAAUGAAUGCGAAAGUAUAUCAAACACUAGUUUGUGGCUCGAACAUGCUAUACCAAAGGAAAAAGGGGUAUAUGCUAAGUGUUUUAGACAUCCCCUUUUAGAAAAUGUAACUAGUAGUAAUAGUUCAUGUACGGCGAAUGCAUUCGAUACUACAGUACGAGAAGCGUGUACUUCCUAUGUGUAUAGCGAUGAGGAUUCGGCAGUUAAAGAUUUCGAUCUUGGCUGCCUAAAUUGGAAGCGGACCCUUAUAGGCACCAUUCAUAAUUCUGGACUUUUUCUCUCUCUACCUCUAACUGGUAUUAUAUCAGACAGAUAUGGAAGGAAAGUCGCAUUAUCCAUAGCUGCCCUUAUGAAUUGUAUAUUUGGAUUCACAAGGUCCUUUUCUACAAACUAUGUAAUGAUGGUGUCAUUGGAGUUCUUGGAAGCUGGGUUUGGAGCUGGUGCUUAUACGACUGCUUUUGUUCUGGCCAUGGAACUUGUAGGUCCAAAGGGAAGAGUAUUUGGAAACACUUUGAUAAACGUAGUAUUCGUAUUUGGACUGAUGACUUUAGCUAGUCUAUCCUGGUUACUACAAGACUGGAGAACACUCCUCAGAGUUAUAUACGCCCCAUCCUGUUUAGUAUUCUCAUAUCUAUGGAUUUUAAAUGAAAGUAUCAGAUGGCUUUUAAGCAAGGGCAGACACGAUGAAGCUGUCGUGAUCUUAGAAAAGGCAGCAAAAAUGAACAACGUAAAAUUAUCCGAAAACGUUUCAUCUCCACUCCAAGAGCUGGAAAAGAAACCGAUAGAAGAUAAAGAAGAAACAGAAGUAGAAGAAGUGAAGACUUCGAUAUUUUUUCAAGUGAUUAGAUCGAGUAUUAUUAGGAGGAGAUUGGUCACCUGCUCCUAUCUUUGGAUAACCUGUACAUUCGUUUACUACGGACUGUCCAUUAACUCGGUCUCGUUAGCUGGAAACAAGUAUAUAAACUUCAUGCUGGUGGCUUUUAUUGAGAUCCCAGCGAAUUUUGUUUGCUUGUUCGUGUUGGACAGAUUUGGAAGGAAGAGGGUCAUGAUCAUCACUUACAUUUUAAGUGCGAUCCUUUGCAUCAGCUUGUCUUUCCUGCCCAAAGAUCAAAGUUGGUGGUCUCUUGUUUUCUACCUCUCCGGCAAGUUCUCCAUCACGGUGGCUUACAGCUCAGUCUAUAUCUACGUGUCUGAAGUCUUCCCUACCAAUGUCAGGCAGUCGCUCUUAGCUGUAUGUUCGUCUACUGGAAGGGUCGGGUCUACGUUAGCGCCUUUGACACCUUUACUGGCGUUGUACUACGACAACCUGCCAUCGAUAUUCUUCGGCACGUUAGCUGUAUUAGCUGGUCUUCUAGUCUUCACUCUACCAGAAACCAUCAACGUACCUUUACCAGAUUCUAUAGAGGAAGCAGAAAGACUCUCAAAAGAAAGGAACAAAACUGUUGCUUAACAAAUACAUUUAGUAAUAAGUAAAAUCUUUGGUAAUUUUUUGAGCUUUAUACAUUGUAUUUUAAUACAUUUUUACCGUGAAAUCGAAAAGAUAGCAUAAGUUUAAAAUUUAAAACUGAUUAACAUUUCAAUAUUUGGCCAUGUUAUUAUAUUGUAUCAGAAAAUCUAUCACCACUUUCGAACGCACAAAAAGCCUGCAACCUCCUUUUAAAGUAUAACUGACGCAAUCGUGGAAGCGAGAGGCUACUCUAUACUGUGUAUAUGCUCUCUCGCUUUUACAAUUACAAGAGAGGUGUAAUAAAUACUUCUUUAAAUUGCUUAUAUACAGACCAGUUUUAAAAUAUCUCACGCUCAAAACCCGUGCUCAUUUUAUCUAAAUACUUUUAUAAGAAUGUUGCCAAGGAGAUAUUUGUAAUUAUUAUAGUUAAAUAAUUAUUGGGCUUUAGCCUUUCGUUGCAUAUGUGUGUUUGUGUAUGUAAAGAGAAAAUGUUGUUGUGUGUGUGACGCCUUAAUUAUGGAUAUUAUUUUGUUAUUUACACAUUUAAACUUACUGUUUUAAAUAAAUAAAUAGAUAGACCAAAUCACGU